AUGGCCAACCCUCGCAACCUUAGCAGCCUCCAGGCCAAAGUAUGGAACGGCUCCAUCCCGCUGGAGAUACGCCUGGCAAGUUCAGAUUGCCGAAACUACGAUGAGUCUGACCCGUAUCUGGUCAUGUGCCCACGCCUGUCUUAUAUUCCCCUCCUAUUGCCACGGCUUCACGCAUUCUUCUCUCCUUUUCUCAUUGACCCUGACGUGGCACCUUCGAAAGGCUGGCUUUCCUUCGAAGACGUCCCAUUGAAGUGGCAUUACCCUGUCGGGCUACUCUUCGACCUCUAUUCAGGGAUUGAUCCAGCAACUGCCCCAGACCCAAAUGAACCUAAUCCAGAACCUCAGCCGAGUCUAUCUCCAAGAGACUUGGAGGCCGAGUCCGCUGUUUUACCAUGGAGGCUGACGAUUCGCUAUACUGAGUGGCCUAGCAAGCAAUUGAUCAAGCUCGACGACAAUGGCAAAGUCAUGCACGACGCCUUCAUCAACAGCGUGAAAGAGGCCGACUUCCUCCGCAACGGCACAGCCAAAGUCGUCAUGUCCCUCAGCAAAGACGACUCGACCCAGCUCUGGACCUCAGUCCAAAAGAUGAAUCUCGAGGGAUUCAACGCCAUCAACCAGAAACUCCUCAACCCACGAGGGAGUAACCUCCGCCACAUUCCGAUCAAGCUCUAUCUCCCGCAUGCCGCGCCGGACAGCGAAGAAGGUGCGCCGGCGCCUGGAACCGUACGAGUAGUACAAGCAAUCGUCAAGCCACUGAUAUCGAAUCGUCAGGCUCAAACCCUCGGAACGGCUCUCAAGUCCAUCCUGCCGACCCUGUUUCAGAGUACGCGUAGACCGAUGUUGGCGCAGCCAGUCCUACACGGGGCUGCGGUGCCACUGAGCGCGAAUGUGCACGACCUACUCCGAGCUGCAGCAUACGCUGAUGGAUGGCUGCACGUGGUGGGAGAGAUCGACCUAGUCCACUACAUCGAUUAUCUUUAG
Mytilinidion resinicola is the source of this 981-nucleotide messenger RNA. Its product is annotated as autophagy protein-like protein 5. Gene Ontology annotation, cellular component: Atg12-Atg5-Atg16 complex; phagophore assembly site membrane; cytoplasm. The transcript is spliced from 5 exons. Bases 1 to 981 code for a protein of 326 amino acids. Lineage: Eukaryota; Fungi; Ascomycota; Dothideomycetes; Mytilinidiales; Mytilinidiaceae. The record is from RefSeq and is a predicted model, not a curated record. Gene Ontology annotation, biological process: nucleophagy; cellular response to nitrogen starvation; autophagy of mitochondrion.